Messenger RNA from Dendroctonus ponderosae (mountain pine beetle), 2285 nucleotides. RefSeq names its product ATPase family AAA domain-containing protein 2. Lineage: Eukaryota; Metazoa; Arthropoda; Insecta; Coleoptera; Curculionidae. Gene Ontology annotation, biological process: positive regulation of transcription by RNA polymerase II. The record is from RefSeq and is a predicted model, not a curated record. Bases 94 to 2211 code for a protein of 705 amino acids. The transcript is spliced from 12 exons. Gene Ontology annotation, cellular component: nucleus. Gene Ontology annotation, molecular function: ATP hydrolysis activity; ATP binding; chromatin binding.
CAAUAUUUUAGUGUCAAUCCAAAUCCAACGUUUGCAUUCAUUCGCGCAAUGAUUUUUAUUUACACAUAAAUUUGGAGUGUUUUCCAAAUUAAAAUGUCGCUACAAAAUCAAGGGCUGCCCUCAGUGCCAAAACCGAAACGCUCCAAACAUCUGAAAGAUUCCUCCAUCGAUUUCUGCAGAAUUGGAGGCCUGAACAACCACCUGAAAAUGCUAAGGGAAAUUAUCAUUUUUCCUUUGCUUCAUGGAAACGUGUUUUCCCACUUCAACAUUAAAGCGCCUCGAGGAGUUUUAUUUUAUGGUCCUCCAGGAACAGGAAAAACGUUAGUUGCAGCAGCACUAGCAACCGAAAUUACCAAAGAGGGUAUCGGAAAAGUUGCAUUUUUUCCGAGGAAAGGUGCAGAUGUGUUGGACAAAUGGGUUGGAGGUUCUGAAAAAAACCUGCGUGAUCUUUUCGAAAAGGCAACAAAAUGCAAGCCGGCCAUAAUAUUUUUCGAUGAAUUGGAUGGCCUGGCUCCAGUGAGAGACAAGCAAACAGAUCAAGUUCACUCCAGCGUCGUAGCCACUUUGCUAGCUCUGAUGGACGGUCUGGACAACAAACCUGGACUUAUAGUUAUUGGGGCUACCAAUCGCAUAGACGCGGUAGAUCCAGCGCUCAGACGCCCGGGAAGGUUUGAUAAGGAGCUGUAUUUUCCUCUGCCAGGAGUGGAAGCAAGACGACAGAUUCUAGAGGUCCAUACGAAAACUUGGAAACACCGACCAAGUUCGCGACUUUUGACCGCUUUGGUUGAAGCUACUUCUGGAUUCAGUGGCGCUGAUCUGCAAGCUUUAUGUUCCGAAGCCAUAGUCAGGUGCAUGAAACGGGCGUAUCCUUGCUUGCAGGGAGUGAAAAUUGAUCCAGAUAAAUUGAAGGUAGACGAGUGCGACUUUCGAAACGCCAGAUUGUGCAUGGUGCCUUCAACGCAAAAAAAUGGCCUAAAAAUGCGAAAACUGACGUCGAUAAUUGAACCGUUGCUUGAGGGACAAUUGAGGAAAGUGAUGCGAUCGAUUCAGACCUUUUGGCCCCAUUUUCUACAAGAGAACUAUAAAUAUAUCACUGGAGAAGAACGAUAUGCUGGCCGAGUGUUGCUUAUCGGCAACAGCAUGCAAGGUGUGGAUAAUCACAUAAUUCCCGCCCUGUUGCAACAACUAGAAUAUCUUCCUUCGUUCAUCUUUGAUGUAACAUAUGUCUCAAAGAAAACUAAUAUGAUCAACGCUCAAGUCCACCAUCCUUCCGUGAUACUCCUAUCCAGAGUUGACGAUUGGUGGAGCAUUAUCGACGAAUGCGACCAGUUGAGCAUAGUCUCCGCAUUGGAGGACAUUCAUGCUGGUCUUCCUAUACUGGUUGUAGCGACCUGUCGAAAAGACGUCCCCUUUAUGCUGCAAAAUUUCUUCUACAACAAUAGCAGCAUUCUUCUGAAAAUCGAGGAUCCAACAGAUGAUGAACGAAUGGCUUUCUUAAAACCGCUGUUUUUUGACCGUAAUAUCGUCAGUUUGGUCACAGUGCUAGAAAACUCUAGAACAGCAAUCAAGGAAACUAAAAAGUCGAGCAAGAAUAGAAAAGCGAUAAAAGCACUGGGACAUAUAAUCAACAAAGGUAAACGUAAAAGAAGUUCUUCUCGGUCGAGUUUUUCACCUGUUAAGAAGCGACAGCGUAGAAAGGAGAUCCAAACGAACCUGGUGAGAUCGAAUAGUGUGAGCAGUUUUUACGAUAUACAUAAAGAGAUAAAGCAAAAAAAAAGCGGCGUAAUUGAUUUGAAAAGGUCUGGAAGCAUGAGAAGCAUUGACGACACAGUAGCUAGCUACAGUAGUACCCCAUAUUUCAGCACAGUUUUAUCCAAUUUGCUUAACCAACGGGGUUCCGACCAAGGAGUGAUGGUUGAUACCACUUUGAAGACCUUCUUGUCUAAUAAGCGACUAAACUGUGGAGCCAAAGACGAUAAUGAAUAUGUGGCAAAUAAUAUGGACGAUCCACCGAUGCAGCACAUCUACACUUUGUGGAAACAUGCUUCUAUGGUGACCUCCAACAAGAUGUACGUUACUCAGUUGGAGUUGCUCUAUGAUGUAAUUUCGGCCUGCAUUAACAUCCACUGGAAUUCGUUUGAAUCCUUAGUAAAGAAUCUGGAAGAUAUCCUAAGAAACAUUGAGCAUUCCAACAGCAUUGACUUGAUCUAGAUUACAAGGUCGAGUCAAUCGAGCUAGAAGUGAAUGUUUGUAAUAUUAUGUGCAAUAUAUCAUCUAUAGGUACA